AAAUAAACUGGUGUUUAACCAGGAUAGUAUAGAUGAUCUCGAAUUGGCAUGGGCAAGUUGUUGAGUCACUUGAAUAAGUCUGCGGCCGAUAACAUACUGUUUCUUUACACCAACGCCCGGUCCACUCAAUACGCACCGGGAGAAACGGGACCGGCAUUGCAAAAACUAUUAAAUCAAAUAAAAACACGCCCUCCCAAUGUGGACAUAACUUAUAACCGGCAAACAAUUUAUUGUUUCGAUAACGAGUCCUUUCGGUUCGCAGUGGCGACGGCAACGCCUAAUAAUAUGGUGUUUGAUGACAUGUUUACUCGUAAUUAUGAACGUAGUUGGCAAAUUUCAGUGGAAGAAUGCGAUCGACUACUGGAGCGAAUCAUAUCCCUUUCCCCUCAUAUAGUGAUUGACACCCUAUCCCUCAAUAACGCCAAACAGAGUAUAAAUCUAUUGACCGAACCAUUGGCUCAAAUAGCGAAGAAUAUCUCGGAUAACGUGGAAGAGUGUGAACGACACAAACAACGAAUCCGUGAAUUCAAUGGCGAUAUAACUGCCCUCCAGGAGGAACUGUAUGUCCCGGCGGUGGACAUCAAAAACGUACCAUUAGAUCAUCCGAAGACUGUCUGCAGUGAUAAGGAUUGUUGUACUCAUGAAUAUGUCAACGGAAUCGUUAAGACGCAUUACAAAACAGAUUGUCAUUCACCAUGCUACUUAACUAACGAUAAUGGAAAUAUAAUCGGCAAUAAAAAUCUACUCCAGUGCCAGGCAUUCAAUAAGUAUACGGUGGUUGGUCCCUAUCAAUGGUUACUAAAUCGGACAAGUGUUUCGUGUGCGGUCAUUCCUAUCAAACGCACCUACAUAUCAAUUACGAGACACGGGUUGUGA
Oppiella nova is the source of this 876-nucleotide messenger RNA. NCBI's taxonomy places the organism in Eukaryota, Metazoa, Arthropoda, Arachnida, Sarcoptiformes, Oppiidae. The record is from the annotation of a GenBank genome assembly.